Wallemia mellicola CBS 633.66 is the source of this 2763-nucleotide messenger RNA. RefSeq lists its product as hypothetical. The coding region runs from base 106 to 1977 and encodes 623 amino acids. Lineage: Eukaryota; Fungi; Basidiomycota; Wallemiomycetes; Wallemiales; Wallemiaceae. Gene Ontology annotation, molecular function: arginine binding; L-glutamate N-acetyltransferase activity, acting on acetyl-CoA as donor. Gene Ontology annotation, cellular component: mitochondrial matrix. The record is from RefSeq and is a predicted model, not a curated record. The transcript is spliced from 3 exons. Gene Ontology annotation, biological process: L-arginine biosynthetic process.
GUGUCAGUGAUCGUUGCCGUAUUCUGAAGUAGAUAAUAUCUACAUCAGCUUGAUAGACAAUUAUCUCUAUAACAAUCCUCUGAGUCAGACCACCAUCAACUAUAUAUGAAGCGAUACUUGUCUUCAUCCGCGAGACUAGCCAGAACUGAUUACUGGCAUCAACAGCGAGACCUUAUCUUGUCUGUUCUCAACGCUAGACCAUCUGCUAGAGAUUCCAAGUCUUUCCUGGCGUCGUUUAGGAAACCACAGAAGUCAACUAACGGCGAUGUUAAUCAUAGUUUGCCUAUCAGGGCUCUCAACGAGAUUGAUCCCACAACACCGUUAUCUACUACAACUACAGCCCCAGAGGAUGAAAUAUUAGAUCCUAUAAACCCACGCACAGGUUUGGUUAAAUUACAAGGUCCAUUCACAGAUAGGCAGCUCGAUAGUAUCGGAUUCGGGAUGAAUCAUCUGCGAGAAUUGGGUCUUGUCAGUGUAGUAGUUGUCGAUUCAGAGUUAUGGUCGAUAGAACGUCUCAAGCGAGCUAAGAAUAAUGGACCAGUAGCAGUUAGUCAAUUGAUGACUGACAUUAGGGAGGAAGUCAUACGUGUAACAGAAACCCUGAUCGAAGAAGGAAGCGAAGCAAUACCAAUUUUACACCCAAUAGCGCACUUAGAUAGCUCCCCUAAAUGCUUACCACAAUGGGCCACUUCUCGUCAACAUCAAAAAGCCAGGCACGCUCCUGAAACCUGUCACAUUAAUUUGUCCGAUUUGGUACAAAUCCGCAAAGCGAUAAAGAAACGUAUCACCCCAGUUAUUCCUUCAUUUGCAAUAAAUGAUGACCUCAAAACGAUACCUGUACAUGCCGACGAAAUACUUGUCGCACUCUCAGAAUCAUUGGUUGAAGCGCAAUCACAGAAAUCUGAAGAAGCUAAGAAAUUAACAAUGGAUAUAUCACCUUUAAGAUUGCUAAUUAUCACAAAAACAGGUGGUAUACCUUCACCCGCACGUUCUGGUUUACCUCACUUAUCUAUAAACCUCUCUAGCGAACACGAACACAUUGCAUCAACAUUCGUAUGGGAAUCUUCCCAUCCAUCGGCUCUCACAAACUUAUCUCUUGCGCGUAGAUGCUUAAUGAAUAUGCCGCAGUCGUCAACCGCACUCAUCGUUGGACAUCGUUCUGCAAUGGAACUCGUCGCAAAUUUGAUAACUAACAAACCCGCUCAUUCAGCUUCUUUACCCCACGAACUUCUCGUUACAUCAGAUAAGAUUACUACACAUACUCCUACAUCUGUCAGAUUAGGUGCUCCUAUACAGUGUAUUCGCAACUUUGAUGAUAUUGAUCAAGAUAAAUUGACUCAUCUUCUUGAAUCAUCUUUCAAGAGAGUUCUUGAUAGAGAAGCAUUCUAUGGACGACUCAAAAAAUCACUAGAUUUCGUCAUUAUCGCUGGAGAUUAUGGCGGAUGUGCGAUAGUCACUAAUGAAGUUGACCCAGAUAAUGAAAAUGCCGAAGCUAUCGCCUAUUUAGAUAAGUUCGCUGUCUUACCAUCUAUGCAAGGGGAUGGUACAGUUGACUUCCUCUGGUUAGCCCUUCGAGAUGAGAGUUUCGGUUUGGGAUUACUCGAUGCUCUCAAUACAAAUGGCGGUCUAGAGGGUAAAGGUGUUGGUAAAGACCUUGUAUGGAGAUCUCGUGGGAAUAAUCCUAUCAAUAAGUGGUACUUCGAACGUGCAACGGGAUUCUUGAGGGUUGAAGGUAAAACCGAAGCAGCGAGAAAGGCAGGUGGAUGGGUCAUGUUUUGGGCUGAUGCCGAGGACAAACUCGCUAGGAAAUUGAAAGGGAGACAUGCAACACCAUUGGCACCAACAGGUGUUUCUUUACCUGGAAGUGAAGGUCUCAGUAACCCUUCGCUUGGUCUCUCAUUGAUAGAAGACGAGGAGCAAGGACGGCUACUCGUUUAUGAAAAAAUUGCAGCAAAUAUAGCUUCAAGUUGGAAGUAAUAGAGUUAUAAAAUACAUAGAACAACACCAAGUGUACUGACAUUAAACAUAUUCUUGUAUCAUUAAUUAAGAAAUUCACUGGCUAAAUAUCAGCUUGAGAUUUUCAAUUCUCUCUUGUCGAUUCUCUUCUGAUGAUUUACCACCAAGUGCGUUAUCAACUAACGCGGAUUUGCGUUUCUGUAUAUGCAUUACACGAUCUUCAAUUGUAUCCUCUAUGCAGAAUCUCACAACGUGAACAUCCUUCUCUUGACCUAUUCUAUGAACUCUAUCAAUUGCUUGUUUUUCUAUCGCUUCAUUCCACCACACAUCCAUCAUGAACACUCUAUUUGCGGAUGUGAGGUUUAGACCGACACCACCAGCUCUCAAACUUAUAAGCAAAAUCACGGUUCCAUCAUACCUAUCUAGCUCAUUGAGAACAAUUUCACGAUUUUUCUGAGAUGUUGAACCAUCGAGUCUCAAAUACUUAAAAUUAUCUUCUUUCUGUAGAGAGUCUUCUACUAAAUCUAAAAAUGAUGUGAAUUGGGAGAAAACGACAGCCUUGAAAUUUCCUUCGUUUUUGCGUAACUGGUUGAGAUGCUCAGUUAAUGCUCUUAAUUUGGCAGAUGUUUGGAAAUUGUGUGCUUUACGCAGUCUGACUACUUGAUCAUUCUGUGAUGUAGGCUCGCCGUAAACUACUUCAAGUAGCUGGUCUGUUCGUAUUGGACCCACACGGCAGGUCGGACAAGACGUCAUUUCUCCUUUAUCUUCCAACUUGUCAAAGUAUUCCAAAACGCAUUGCUUACAACU